AUGAAGCUCACGCACAACCACAGCGUCGACCGCACGGCCAUCGACGUCAAGCUUCGCCUCGCAUCAACACUAACGGAGGAGCAGCUGGGACAAGUGAAGCAGAUGACAGCCUUUCAUGGACGAGUUCAGAUGAACAUCGACAUCAAGGAGGUUCUCCGUCUGGAGGACGAGCUGAAGAAGACCUUGCGUGAAAGUCCAACGUCGUCUAUUCGUCUAGACGCCAAAACCAACCUCCUCAAGUACGUUCAAGUCAAUACCGUAUUGGGGUUCGAGGAAGCGUACGACGAUUUAUUCUACGAGCUGAACGAGAACGGAGGUCUGGAGUGUCUUCGAAGCAUCGCCCCGGCUCGUUCGAAAGACCGCUUCCAGCCCAAGAUCUCAGAGUUGCAGGACUGUGAUGAAGGCGAUCGGCUUGAACAGCAGCUCCAGUUCUAUCUUACGGACGCUGGACUCGCAAAACCGUUUUUGGACGUGCUCGUGGCGAGUGUGGCGCAAGACUCGACAAAGUAUGAGAUUCAACGCGUGGGGGUCAAGUCACGCGAAAGCACCCGACGGAAGGCCAUCAAGUUCUGUGGUGGUGAUGUGCGAAAGAUUACUGACAUGGCUAGGGUAACUGUGAUCUGUGAAACACCGGAGGCCUUGGAACAGGCGUUCUCGGCUAUCUUGGGAUCGCUCCAGCCGCAAGAUGUCCUGCGCGUGGCGAAUGGCUUCAACUCCGACUGGAUGCCUAGCGGUUAUCGGGACGUGAAGGUGAACGCCGUCGUGCACGAGCACCUAUGCGAGAUUCAGCUGCAGCUCCGCGAGUUCGUGGCAUUGAAAAGCGAUCAACACGCCGUGUACGAGUGGGCGCGGGACCUCAACGUGACGUCGGAAAUGGAACCUGAAGACAUGUUCGAGAACAUAUCGCCUGAGGUUGUGGAGGAGAUGAUGCACCUGGCCACGGAGGACUGGCAUGGAACUCGGCCUUGUCUAGAACACUUGCAGCUCGCUGCUGGACAAUACGCCCAGGCUGAGAAGGGCCUCAAACAGCAACUCCUGGAGGCCGAGGGAGCAAAACGCGUUUUCGAGGACAAUGACGGCAAGGAAUCAAGAAUGGCACUGCUCGACGAAAAUGCAAACAGAGCAGCACUGUGCCGAGCAUUGAGCGAACAGGGCAAGUACGAGGAGGCAGAGCACCUUUACACCCGGGCCGUGGAGGUUUUGGGUGUAACCGUAGGCCAAGGACACCCUAUUUAUGCUCGUGCGCUUGGCAACCGGGCGGGGCUGUUGGUGAAACAGGGCAAGUUCAACGAGGCGGAUACGUUAUUCAAGAGGACGCAGGAGAUACUUGAGAAGGUGUUGGAGUGGGAUCAUCCAAGGUUGGCCACGACCCUCAACAACCGGGCGAUGUUGUUGACUCAGCAGGGCAAGUACACCGAAGCCGAUGAACUCUAUGAGCGGAGUCAGACCAUAGAGGAGAAGGUUCUAGGCCCUGACCACCCAAGCUUGGCAGCAACACUCAAUAACCGAGCGUCGUUGUUGGCGAGGCGGGGCAAACACGAAGAAGCCGAGCCUCUGUGCGAGCGCGCGAUCACGAUCUGGAAGGCAAAACUGGGGCAUGACCAUCCACACGUUGCUGUUGGACUAAGUACCCUGGCGGGAUUGAUGUGCCAGCAGCAAAGGUAUGCCGAGGCCGACGCACUCUAUGAACGAUGCCAGAAAAUAGAGGAGAAGGCUUUAGGUCCUGAUGACCCAAGCUUGGCCACAACGCUUAACAACCGGGCGUCGUCGUUGGAGAAGCAGGGGAAGUAUGAGGAAGCCGUGCCUCUGUGCGAGCGUGCGAUCAUGAUCUGGGAAACAGCACUGGGUCGUGAACACCCCGAUGUUGCUGUUGGACUAAACAACCUGGCGGAGUUGCUGUGCGAGCAGGGCAAGCACACCGAAGCCGAGCCACUCUUGGAGCGAAGCCAGACAAUCAAGGAGAAGGUUCUAGGCCCUGAGCACCCAAGCUUGGCCGGAACGCUCAACAACCGGGCGACGCUGUUGACAGCUCAGGGAAAGUAUGAGGAAGCCGAGUCUCUGUACGAGCGUGCGAUCAGGAUCUGGGAGGCCGCUCUCGGGUGUGACCACCCCCAAGUUGCUGUUGGGCUCUCUAACCAGGCGGAGUUGUUAUCCCAGCAGGGCAAGUACGCCCAGGCCGAGGAACUCUAUGAGCGAUGCCAGACAGUAGAGGAGAAGUGUGUGGGACCUGAGCACCCAAGCGUGGCCACAACACUCGACACCCGGGCGCGGUUGCUGCAGAUGCAGGGGAAGUAUGAGGAAGCUCAACCUCUAUACGAGCGAGCGAUUGUGAUCUGGGAGGCAUCGCUGGGGUCUGACCAUGCUCAAGUUGCUACUGGACUCAGCGACCUAGCCGGCACAUUGUAUGCGCAGGGUAAGCACACCGACGCGGACCCUCUUUACCUUCGAUCUAUUGAGAUCGGAGAGAGGACACUUGGCCCUGACCACCCCGACCUUGCCACAGUGCUCAGCAACCGAGCGAGGUGUUUGUUGGAGCAGGGCAAUUACACCGAGGCCGAGCCACUCUAUGAGCGAUGCCAGACAUUAGCCGAGAAGAAUGUAGGCCCUGAGCACCCAAGCCUGACAACAACGCUCCGCAUCCGGGUUGGAUUAUUGAUAGCGCAGGACAAGUGCGAAGAAGCGGAGGCACUGUGUAAGCGCUCGCUGGCUAUCGACCAGGCAAAUUAUGGCGAUGACCAUCGGGAGGUAGCUACAGACCUCAACAACUGGGCUUCAUUGUUGAAAGCACAGGAGAAGUACAUGGAGGCAAUUCCGCUAUUGGAGAGGGCCCUCUUGAUCCGUGCGAAGGUGCUUGGUGAAGAUAACCCAGACACAGUCAGCACCCGGAACAACCUGGAACUCCUGCUGGAAAGGUGUGAUGGGAUUGAAGAAGCUGGUCGCGAUGGAGUUAGCAGCGAAGAACGCGAUCGGCAAGACAGUCAAAGAGGCCCCAUGAGCUAGAUGGAGUCAAGCGCAACGGCCUGUAGCCAUCUAGCUCAGGUUCGUGACGUCGACGGUGUAUAAUAGUAACAAUCUCGCAAUUCUCAUUAUUGAUCUCGGCUUCCCGCCGAUGAUGUUUUUCCGCUACUCUUCUUGUGCCCAGCGUUUACUACACCGCUCAUGACCGAGAAGUGUUUUUAUGUUGCGUACAUUCAGCGACUAAUCUUGUCUUGGAAAGGGUGGGCAAUGUAUGUUGUUGGCGAGAUGCAGGGUUGUUAGAACACCACCAACAUCCACAAGGUUUGAUUGGUUCAAGUCCUACAGUACUUUACGACGCUUGGGCGCGAAUAUCUCGUUGUCUUUGUGG
Ectocarpus siliculosus is the source of this 3346-nucleotide messenger RNA. The record is from the annotation of a GenBank genome assembly. NCBI's taxonomy places the organism in Eukaryota, Phaeophyceae, Ectocarpales, Ectocarpaceae.